Phyllopteryx taeniolatus (common seadragon) is the source of this 2199-nucleotide messenger RNA. Its product is annotated as sialic acid-binding Ig-like lectin 15. Gene Ontology annotation, biological process: regulation of actin cytoskeleton organization; regulation of osteoclast development; regulation of bone resorption. Lineage: Eukaryota; Metazoa; Chordata; Actinopteri; Syngnathiformes; Syngnathidae. Gene Ontology annotation, cellular component: plasma membrane. The record is from RefSeq and is a predicted model, not a curated record. The transcript has 5 exons. The coding region runs from base 1051 to 2115 and encodes 354 amino acids.
UGCGCUUCCGGAACAUUUCAUCAUUUCAACACAAUCUUUCAAUUGGUUUGACCAGCGUCUUCAUGACAAGGACUCAGUUGCCAACAUUAGCAUGUUGAAAUUGAAUCAGUUUAGCAUGUUGAAGUGACAGAAAGAUAUUGACAUGAAACCAGUGAGCGACAUUAAAAUUUUGACAUGAAAGCAGUGAAUGACAUUAGCAUGUUGAUGUGAAAGCAGUUGGGCCCAUUAGCAUGCUGAUGUAAAUGUUAGCUACAUUACCGUUUUGACAUGGAAACUAUUAGCUACAUAAGCAUAUCAACAUUUGCCUGUUGAUGUGAAAGCAGUUGGCUUCAUUAGCAUGUUGACAUGGAAGCUGUUAGCUACAUUACCAUCAUAACAUUUUCAGGUGAAAGCAACAACAUUAUCAUGUUGCCAUGGAAGCAGUUAGCUACAUUAGCAUGUCAACAUUUGAAUGGUAAUGUGAAAGCAGUUAGCAGCAUUAGCAUGUUGAUGUGAAAGCAGGUAGCCACAUUAGCAUGUUGAUGUGUGAAAGUAGUUAGCAACAUUAGCAUGUUGACGUGGAAGCAUGGGGACCACUGUACCUUUGCUUAAAUUGCCUGUAAAGUGAAUAUAAAAGGUCUUAUAAAUUUGACACACCACAGAGAAGAGUGUUGACUUUCCCUGAAGUGUCUGUAUGACAAAAACAAGUGUGGCGGUGACCUUUUCAAGAUGCAGAGGACGGUCAGUGGGCUAGCGAGCUAGCAGACUAGCGAGCUAGCUAGCAAGCUGGUGAGCGGACUGCGGACCACCAUUGGUGGCGUCCAAUAAAUCACCACCUCGCUCAGUUUUGUGCCAUGUGUGGGUCUACAUAACAUACCAAUCUAUCGAACUAAGAAGGUAGUGGGUGAGGCGGAUAGCAAGGAGACCAGCAGCUGGGUUGUCUGGGAUGACAGCGUUCAGUACUUCUAUGGUGGGGGAUUUAUGCGGUGGGGAGGGCCGACUCAUGCCAGAAAGGCCUAGUGCAUACUUGCGCUUGGUUUUAGCCACGCCUCAAAAAUCCAAACAACUUAAAUGGUGAAAAAGAGUUCAACGCUAUCGCUCAACAAUGCAGUACCAGUACUAAAUUGUUCUCAGUGUUUGCACGGUUUCAGCACAUAUCGUCAAACAUUUUUAAUGUAUUUAGAAACAAAUCAGUCUUUAAAUACAGAGUGUGAGUACUUUUGUACAGGAAGUGUAUCGUCGUCCUCGUUGCAUGUGAACGUCUCGGACGUGGUCAGCGUGCUGCGAGGACAAGACGCAGUCCUGGGCUGCUCCUUCACUCAUCCCAAACAGGAUGCCACCAGCAUCAUGGUGAGCUGGACCGCCAGACUCCCCACCGUGAGGCCAUUUUUCCAGUGUGUACUAAAGAACGACAUGCCAACUGCGCCCACCGACUGUUUGGGCUUGGAUCGCUUCUCGUUGACCCGCGACCUCCGCAAAGGCGAGUUGUCGCUCCUUAUCAGAGGCGUCGAGGUGAACGAGGAUGGUGUUUACUUCUGCCAUGUGGUGUCGGAUGGAGGCCGGAUGCAGAGGAAGGAGUUGACUCUGAAAGUACAAGUGAAGCCUUCAAUCCUGAGCCUGUCAUUGGUCAAUGGCAGCUCCAGCGCCCCCCACAGGCUGCAGUGUGUGGCGGAGGGCAAACCACUACCCAACAUCACCUGGCUGUCGGCCUCCGGGGUCCGGUUAGCGUCGGCGUUACCUGUGCAGGUGCAGACCUCAAUGGCAGGUCUGAACCUAAGCAGCUCUGUCCUGUACGACGAGCAACAGGGUGAGCUCACCUGUCGGGUGGAGAGCGUGCUGGGGCGGGCCGAACAGAAGUACCCGCCUGCGAACAUGGCCAGGCGCGCGGCCCUGAUAUGCGGCGGCGUCGCUGGAGCGCUGCUGCUGUUGGCCGUGUGUGGUGUUGUCAUCCAUCGGCUGAGGCUCAGAGCAGAGGCAGGACCCCUGCAUUCCUCACAUAAUCCCGACAGCAGCGCCGAUGAGGUUCAGACUGUUUAUGCCAUUGUUGGUUUUCCUGAGGCCUGUGAAGGUGUGUCGUCCACACAUGUUCACACACAGGGACAAGCUCUUUUGUACUCGACUGUGAAACUCAACUAAUCAUCUUCAUCUCCUUCAUCAUCCGAGAAGUUGUCAUCUCCAAGCUUCACUGGCGGCGGAGUCUAAAUAAAAAUUUUGCUUACA